AUGAAGCCAUCAAGCAUAUUCGCAGUAUCCGCCCUGAGCCAUCAGGCCUCAGCACGAUGGCUCGCCUACAAACCAGAUCCAGUCAUAGAUCUCAGAGGCGGCGACCUAGCCCGCCCAACUCAACCACCAGAAGUCCAUGACUAUGAGGUAUAUGCCCCUCAACCAACACAACCACCAUCCAAGGCAGUCGUCGAGCUGCUCCUACACAGGCGUCAGAGAACAGAAUCAUCCUCAUCCUCAAACAAUAUCUGGGAGAAUGACCAAACCUGUGGCUGGUACUCAGGCAUCUCAUCGCAGCCGUACAAAUGCGACUCGCCACUCACCUGCUCCACCAACUCUGACAACGUGGUCGCCUGUGCCACCGACGGCCUGGAGCAGUUCUACACCAUCUGCCUCAACCACGAGGCCGUGCAGUCCGGUAAAUGCACGUCGGCCGGCCCUCAGACCGGAUGCUGCCAGGAUGCCGCACAGCCCGAGUGUGGCACUUUUGUCUGGACGGGCACCCCUGCUCGGUCCAUGUUCAAGUGCUUCUCCACCGCCACCCUCAUCUCCAUGAUAGAUGAGCCGCAAUUUCUCAUCGAUGCGUCGCGAUCCUCUGCCUCGGCAGCUAGUGCCUCGAGCGCCGACGCCGCUUCGAGGUCUUCGGCGGAGGCAGCAUCAGGGAGCGGGAACGGGCCAUCGACUGUGGUUGCUACUACCACCGCGGCAGAUGGGUCCACCUCCACGGUCACGUCCGUGGUAGGGAGCAAUGCAAGUGCCAGCGCGAGUGCAGGAAAUGGCGGUGGAAAUGGUGGGAGCAGUACCAACACUGGUGCAAUCGCGGGCGGAGUUGUGGGCGGCGUCGCCUUCUUGGCUCUGCUUGCGCUGCUUCUAUGGUACCUCAUGCGCAAGAAGAACAAGUUCACACUGUCUCUGUGUGGCGGAAAGAAGAAGACCACGAAGGAGAAACACGUUCACAAUAAGACUUAUAACGAAAAGAACGUCAAAAAGGACAACAGGUCCUAUGAUAAACGGUCUUACAGCAACAGAAACUCGUACGACAACAGGAGGUCGUACGACAACCGGUCACCCAAUGAGCAGACCGCCACAUACAGCCAGCAUCCGCAGUCGGCCGCGCCACACGAACCUGUGAAUCAGCACUUCCACUUCCACUUGGAGAACGACCGAAAUGAGCCAUCACCCAACUCACAGUACUCUGCGACGCAAGAGCCGCCACAAGCUCACUUGGCCGGGGCCGUAGUAGCUCCCGCUCUAUCGCGGCGCGAGCAGCGGCGACAGGCGAGACAGCAACGGUCGCAAGCCGAGGAGCGGGACUUGGGGAAGGAGGAACUGGAGCAGGCACAGGAACAGCAGGCCCCGACAGAGACUUACCGAUCUCACCGGUAUCACCCUUCUUCUGGUCAACGAUUUCCAGACGCACCGCCCCCGGCUCCGCGGGCUUCUGGCCCGGACCUGGAUUUCAUUGGGCGAGGGAUGUGA
Molecule: messenger RNA, 1479 nt
Organism: Diaporthe amygdali
Lineage: Eukaryota; Fungi; Ascomycota; Sordariomycetes; Diaporthales; Diaporthaceae
Exons: 1
Coding region: 1-1479 (492 amino acids)
Source: RefSeq, a predicted model, not a curated record